AUGUUUCGACUAGGCACUGCAUCGCCUGACAAGACCUUUGUGGGCCUGAAAACGAGGCGAGUCAAGUGUGAUGAGGCCAAGCCUCGCUGCGGACAAUGCCUCAAGAGCGGGAGGGAAUGCACCUAUGCUCAAUCCACGGAAGAUGCGGUGGCCACUACUGGUUCGAGUGGCCAAGAGGCUACCACCUCUCCUGCCCAACCCCGGGCCUCCGUAAUCGCGGAAUCUCCUGUUACCCGCAAGUCAAUCGGCGAUGCGGAGACAAGCAUGUAUGGGGAAUCUCCUGAAUUGCGUUUUGAUCUAUCGCCCCUGGCCCUGUCGACUUCGCUUCCGUCACCAAAUUCAGCACCUUUCGAGUGGUAUGACCUCCUAGCCGAGGACGCCAUCAACAACAUCCAGAAACACAAUCUAGGGUUCGCUGAGAUCAGUUUGUCAAGAAGACAAAGCCCGGUUCCUGAGGCCGAAGACGAAAUCGACCCUCAACUCCAACCAGCCGGACAAAGGCGUCCCGCUGAUGCCACGUUCGAGCCAUGGAGGUCUCCAGACAUCAUUGCUUUGAGCGAUGAUGAACUCGGCCUCUUCCACCAUUACGUUAACGUACUUGGACCAAUUCUAGACCUGUUCGAUCCGCGAAGAAACUUUUCCAACCUUGUACCAAAACUUGCUGUACACAAUGUUGGCUUGCUGAAGUCGCUGCUAGCGGUUGCGGCUCGCCACAUGGCGCUGCUUUCCGAUUAUCAAACGGCACAAAACACUUUCAAUGUCCAGACACCAGUAUCACAGGAGUCGAACGGCCUAAACAACCACAACCCCUUCUUUGAAGUUGCAACGCAGUCUUAUUACGAAACUCUACAGUACCUGUCUCAAAACUUAUUAUACCCUUCAUACACAAAAUCGACAGAAAUCAUCGCGACCGCGAUUUUGAUUUCGACGUAUGAGAUGUUCGAUGCAUCUGGAAGAUACAGCGAUGGAGGAUGGGAGCGUCAUCUGCGAGGUAUCUUUUGGAUUCAAAGAUCACAAGAUAACAACGGCGAGACCAAAGACGGGCUCCGCAGGGCUGCCUGGUGGAUGUGGUUGCGACAAGACAUAUGGGUCGCCUUCCGCGAGAAUCGACGCGUUCUUACCAUCUGGAGGCCAACAAAAAGGUUGGUCGACCUCACACCCGACGAACUGGCCACACGGAUCAUCUACAUAUGCGCGCGAUGCGUCGAUUAUGCAGCAAACGAGAAGCAUUACGAGAUGAACAUCCGGAUCGACCAAGGCGAUAAACUUCUUCAAGCUCUGGACGACUGGUACAGGAUAUUACCAUCAUCUUUCCAACCCAUAUAUGCACACUCGGUGCCCCAAAAUGGCUUAUUUACGCCUAUAUGGAUUCAUCCGCCUUCGUAUGCUGCAGCCAUUCAGAUGUUCCACUUCGCUCGUAUAGUCGUACUUAUAAACCAGCCGUCGCUCGGAGGCAUGAGUGAGUUUAGUCGGCGGCAACGGUUGCUGGACGAGAGCGUUGAAACGAUCUGCGGUAUCGCACUGAUGCACCAGGGCAACAAUUUGCCCGGCGCAUUCGUAGACUACCAAGCUCUAUACGCAGGUGAGUGA
Molecule: messenger RNA, 1590 nt
Organism: Didymosphaeria variabile
Lineage: Eukaryota; Fungi; Ascomycota; Dothideomycetes; Pleosporales; Didymosphaeriaceae
Exons: 2
Coding region: 1-1590 (529 amino acids)
Biological process (GO): positive regulation of transcription by RNA polymerase II
Cellular component (GO): nucleus
Molecular function (GO): zinc ion binding; DNA-binding transcription factor activity, RNA polymerase II-specific; transcription cis-regulatory region binding
Source: RefSeq, a predicted model, not a curated record